CGGAGCCCCCGAGACGAACCACCGCCCGUCGGCUUCCGGGUCAAGCGUCGUUCGCACUGCCCUCCCCGCCCCGCCAUGGAGGCCGGGCAGGGUCCCGGCGGCGGGGAGGUCGGCAAUCCGGCCGAGAGGGAAGUACCUAAGCCUUAUGUGCCGACAGAGGAGGAAAAACGACUCCUCAAGGAAUGUGCUGAAGAGAGUGCCCGGUACAGAGCUUUUCCUUUGGCUGCAGUGAGCAUGCUUGCUACCAGUUUCUUAAUCAGGAAAGGUGUUCUAAGAGAUGCCUCGAGAUUAAGCUCUUUUUCAAAAGUGGCAUUUGCUGGAAUGUGUGGAUACCUGGCUGGAAAGAUAUCCUACUUGCCAGUCUGUAGCGAGAAAUUUAAGAAGCUGAAGGAUUCCCCGAUAGGAGAUGUUCUGCGGCAAGCUCAAAGACAUAGCUCACAUCACCGUUCCAGUAGGAAAUCUGAAUUUUCAGACAUGCCUUCUCAGUCCUUUACUGAAUCUUCACCAAGAGCUGGAUUCCCAGUUUCUCCUAGCUAUUCAGAUGAUUAUAGUUCAACAGAUAGAGGCCUCUCAAGUUAUGAACCUGUUCCAUUCAGUGCUUCCCUGAAUGAAUCUUCACCUACAGGAAUUACUGAUUACACUGUGGAAGCUUCUGCUCCAAUUCCAGAAGAAAGUCGUAAAAAAAAAGGCAUCACAUACGAGGAAUUAAGGAAUAAACACAGGGAGACAUAUGAAGUAGUGCAACCACCAAAGACAGGAACUCCAAGCAGGUUUUCAGAGGAAAAACCAGUUAAGGAAGUUAAAGUAAAUAAAUACGGAGAUGCCUGGGAUGAGUAAGAGCCAAAUGAAGAGCUGAAAAAACGAUCUCCUGUCAGCUAACUUGAACUUCAUCUAGAUUAGUCAUGAGUAUCAGCACCUUUGGUGUGUUCUGUCAGGCACAGCUAUUUAUAAAUGAGGAGAGAAUCCUGAGUUGCCAGAAGGUUUAAGAAAAAAAAAAAAGUAUUUAAGCUUAAUUUUUUAAAUUUUGCAUUAAUGGCAAGUGAGACUAUUCUGAAGUGUCAUGACUGUAAAGCAUUUGUGCUGUUUAAGAAUGAAAAGGGUAACUGGCAGUAAUUAAUACAAGUGUAUAGCAAAAGGUAAAAAUAUAUGUAAAUGAAUGCAAUCACGUGUAUUGGGAAGUAAAAAACAUCAGAAUCUUCUCAAAUUUUCAAGGCUUGCAUUAAAAGUUACCUGUAGAACUAACCUCUCACUUUGUUUUGUCGGGAAGGGGGAUGUUGGAAACAUCAAAUUGUCGUCAUGCUUGGUCAGUAAUGUUUGAAAUAAUACUGUGAAGUAUUCAUGGAAAAAAGGGCUGAGGAAUUUAGCCAAACACAUAAGUAGGCAUAUUUAAGUGUUUUUCAAAACUGUUUUCAUGGUACCAGCUUUAUCUUUAGACCCAUAUUCUGACUUGCUCAUGCUGGAUCUUUUAAGACAGUAAUUUCAGAAGAAAAUGAUUGAAUGAAAAUGCUUAUAUUUAAAACAGCUAUAUGUAAAGUGCAGAAGGUUAAACCUGAAAAACUUUGUUAAAAGUUUGAGUGGUAUCUUGAGUGCUAAUAAGGGGCUUUGUGUAUUUAGCCUUAUUUCUCAGUUUGUGCUUGCCAUGACAAAAAAAUCCCGUGUUUAUGGAGAAUCAAUCUGGAUCAAUGGGAUAUUGCAUUAUUAUUACCUGUUUGAAAAGACCUACACUGGUAAAAGCACUGAAGAGUAUUUCCUAAUGUUGGCAUCACCCACUCUGCCUCCAUCAAGAUGUUACCUUCCAUUAGGCAUUCUCAUCUGUGCUGUUUCAUCUCACAACAUUGUGUUUAUUUGGGGAUUUUACCUAUUGGUGAGCAAAAAACAUGAUGAAGUUGAUAGCAUAAAAGCAUUCCUGACAUCCUUGUUAGAGAUAAAAAAUAAUUUACCUACCAAUAUGAAAAUUCUCAAAGGCCUUAUUGAUUGAGUGGACUAGCUGCAGAGCAGCAUGAAUUACAAUAUUAUUUUUGGAGAGAUACAGAGCAAUCAGCUGAAAGGAGGAGGGGAAGAUGAGAAUGCUUAAAGAGCCAGUGUUUUUCAGAAAAUCUUCAGAAAAAGGAAUGUGUUAAUCAGAUAAUCUUGAAGUUGUAUCAGAAAUUUCACAUGUAGAGAAUGCUUUUCAUGGCCAUGACGAGAGAACUCGGAAAAUACACGUCUGCCAUAAUUACAUUGCUGUGUUUUCCAGUGUGCUGUUCCAAGGCUGAUUAGAUUUUCAUGAAAAUACCCACAAAGUUUCUUAGUUGUGAGUUACGCAUGUAACUGGAAGCUGAAGAUUCAGGUGAUAAAACUGGAGCAAAUUCCUGUGGUGGUGGUUUUCCAUCUGUAAAAAGGAGAAAUGCUUUUUCUUUUGAAUGAAUGAAAAUUUUGGAUGAAUGAAAACUCUCCAGGUGAUAAAAUGCAGGAGCAGACUUUGACAGCAUUGAGGAAAUAGCAACAGCUAGGAGACACAAACUGUUGAACAAUAAGCUUGCCAAUAAAAGUAUUCCUUUGUA
Messenger RNA from Calypte anna (Anna's hummingbird), 2543 nucleotides. It is a transcript of the gene OCIAD1, whose product is annotated as OCIA domain containing 1. Bases 76 to 837 code for a protein of 253 amino acids. NCBI's taxonomy places the organism in Eukaryota, Metazoa, Chordata, Aves, Apodiformes, Trochilidae. The transcript has 8 exons. Gene Ontology annotation, cellular component: endosome. The record is from RefSeq and is a predicted model, not a curated record.